AUGUGGAAAAUAAUUUUAUUAGUGCUGCAUCUUACAGACAAGUGUCUACCGAUGAUGCAAGACUUCACAUUUGAUGUCAACGACAUUCUAAACGAAAAUUUAAUGCCUGCAUCAUUAAUGCUGAUUGAAGAGCGAGACCACAAUGAAUGGAAAAACUUAUCAUCACAAAAACUGGACGAUGAAUUUCAAUGCAUAACAAAAGGAAAAAUCAAGGAUGAUGGAAGCUUUCCGACAGCAUUACACUCUAUGGUUUAUCAUCGGAAAAUGAUAAAUGAGUUUCUGUGCAGUAAAUUUGUUGCUGAGAAGAUACUUGAGAAUAUUCAGCCAAAACAAAUGUUCAAGAGAAGAAUGGGAGUUAUGGACACACCGGAUGAGCUUGAGAAGAAUAAUUCAUUGUUGGUGGAUGAUGGAGUUGUUAGGGAACGGAUGUUGUUUGAUGAAGGAUCUUAUCAGUAUAAGAAUUGGCUGGCAAAGACAACCACAUUGAAUGACAUAUAUCGAACGAUGGGAAUUAGUCGAAACUUCAAUGAAAAUAGCCAAAGCCCAGUCGAUAGGCACUUAAAUGUUCGAAACGAGCAAUAUAUUGAUGAUACGAAUGAUGAUGAGUAUGAGGAAGGAGAAGUAAAUGGAUAUAUGGUGCAGCGACCUCUUGUAAACAGUGGCUUUGUUCCAAAUCAAAAUAUUAAUGCUCUAAAUGCGAUAAAUGCAAACGAAAAGACUGGAUAUCAAUAUGCGCAACCAUCAGCACCUCAACAAGAGACUUAUUCACACGUAAAUUACCAUCCAUCACCACCAAUAUAUAGUGGAGGUCAUGAAAUGAAAGUGGUAAACAUUAAAGAUGUCUUCGAGAUAGCAUUAACCACAUUAGCAUUCUUAUCAUUCGGAAUGUUCAUCGUUCAAGUCAUAAUGUGCAUAUCUAUGGCAAAAAAUAAUGAAAUGUUGAUGCCAAUGGAAGUGACUGGCGAAGGUGAAGUGGAGGCAGCUGAACUAGAAGUUCGAGUUAAGAGAUCUGUCGAUCAUUUUGACCCAAAUAUUCAGCAAGUCAAUGAAAUUUCAAGACGUGCACUUCGAUCAUUUGAAGCAUUCCUAGUCGUCAAACAUGAUAAAGGGCAGUGCUUAAAAAAGUAUAUCUGCGAAAAUAACAAAUUUUCAAGGAAAACUGUCGACCUUCAAAAAUAUUUAAUUCCAAUAUUAGGACUCGGUUUAAGCUGGGUGUCAAAUAAGAUAACAAAUCAGCCAAUCACAGCGAAUCUAGACAAUUUGCAGGCAUCAAUUAUUGGCCUAGGUAAUGGAAGUUGUACACGCUUCAAAUGCGAUAUAAAAUUUUUGAAUCACAUGAGAAAGUAA
Molecule: messenger RNA, 1347 nt
Organism: Chironomus riparius
Lineage: Eukaryota; Metazoa; Arthropoda; Insecta; Diptera; Chironomidae
Source: the annotation of a GenBank genome assembly